Molecule: messenger RNA, 1773 nt
Organism: Plasmodium vivax (malaria parasite P. vivax)
Lineage: Eukaryota; Apicomplexa; Aconoidasida; Haemosporida; Plasmodiidae
Exons: 1
Coding region: 691-1773 (360 amino acids)
Source: RefSeq, a predicted model, not a curated record
AACAAUAAAAAAAUAAACAAACAAACAAGCAUCACAGUUUAGAAGCAAAAUAACCAAAUGACGCAGCGGCGAAGCGCGAGCCGAACUUAGCCACCGCGACUGCGCGCAAGCUGGUCCAUAACAAAAGGGAGGAGGGGGGAGGUCCCCACGCAUUUGCCUCACUUAACAGUUUGCCCCCAAUGGGGAUAAGCCCCUUCCAGGGAAGGGCACACAGCCAAGUACCUUCGCCUGCCGUCUCGCAGAAGGGGAAAGAUAAAAAAAGAAAACCCAUUGCAUCAUAGUGUAGCACUUCACAGUAGGGAGGAGCCCCAAUUGAGAGAACCCCCGCAGGGCAAGUUAGCACCACGUUUGUACCACCCCAAUGAAUGAAGCGCAGGAUGCGUUUUUAAUUGACGUUCCUUUCUGUGCUAAUCCGUUUUGCCUACCAUAUUCGUGUUUCCCCCCCUGGGGCUGUGGCAAUGUGUUAGCCUAGCCAAAGGGGGUGCACCACUUGUCCGCGCGUUUACCUUCAAAUGGGGGAAGCUCUCCGUUAGCAGACACGUGGGUCAGCCGUAGCUGGGCAGUAGUUUAGCAGCUGUUGCGCGCCGCGAGUCGCAGCGGAAGAGAGCUCAGCGGAAGUUCUCUACCCCCCCCUGUGGUGAUAAAACGCAUCAUCAUCAGUACUGCCUUUCCCCUGCUGAGCCAACCCGGAUGAAGAAAGAUAGCCGCGCCGGAGAGACGAGGGAAACCCCCCCCGGAAAGACGCACAUAGAAAAGUACCAUGCAAACCCAUUCACAAACUCGAAGGAAGAUUACUAUAAUGAAAAAACGCUUAGAAUCAUAUGCUCCAUACUGUUGUGUAAAAAUAUAAAAAGGGUAGACUGUGCAGUGCUAGAUUUGCUGUUUAAUUUUUUUAUAAAAAUGGUGAAGACGAUCGGGAUGAAUUGCAGGAGGUUCUCCUCCCUCAGAGGAAGUGUCGUUGUGAAUUACAUAGACAUUAAGCAUUGCGCCAAAUUGGCUUUAACUAAUUUGUAUGAGGAAAUUUACACGAUGAGCAAUUUGAAUGACCUCUUUGAAAGCCUCCCAUAUGAGGUGGAAGAGCAGGAUGAUGCGGCAAAAAAAAAAAAUCACAACUAUAUUAACGUUUUGCAAAACUCCUAUUUAUACUACAAACAGCUGUGUAUGAAACAGAGGGAAAAAUACGACUCGAUGGAAAACUUGGAUGGGACGAUGAACCCCUUGGACAGUCUACACAACAUGACCAACAUGAGCUAUCUCACCAUUGGGAACAACUCUUCAUCAAAUGAAAAUGUAAAUGUUUUAUUUUUAAACGAAAAUAUAGAUAUUGAAAAGUACAAAGAAAUUAUGAAAUUGAAAAAAAAAUAUGUACAUGAUCAUAUGCCCAUUAUUCCACUGUCCCUAAAUCGGAAAGAAAAAAAAACGGGACUUUACAAUGACAAGGCGGAUUACUACGAGGAGUUAUCUUCUUCCCACAGCUCUUCCGUCAACUCCUCAUCGUCUUCUUCGUCCGAGUCGUCCCGUCCCUCCAGUGAUGAUUCGGAGUUCUUCCACCACAUGGGUGAAAACGGCUCUGAGGGAAAAAGACUUGAGAGCCACACGAAGGACGACAUGGGGCAGGAGAAAAUGCAGGUGUUGAGUCUCCUGCCCAAGCUACGGGACAUAUACAUGCAGAAGGGGCAGCGCGCGCGCCAAGGGGGGGACCCGCAGGCCCCUGCCGAGUGCCUGUUUAAUUCUCUGAAUAUUUUCGGGGCCCCCGACGGGGGCGGCCCCUAG